Molecule: messenger RNA, 2692 nt
Organism: Lemur catta (Ring-tailed lemur)
Lineage: Eukaryota; Metazoa; Chordata; Mammalia; Primates; Lemuridae
Product: serine/threonine-protein kinase Sgk1
Exons: 12
Coding region: 336-1664 (442 amino acids)
Biological process (GO): protein phosphorylation
Molecular function (GO): protein serine/threonine kinase activity; ATP binding
Source: RefSeq, a predicted model, not a curated record
UUGUACUUUUUUUUCCCUUUGGUGCAGAGACGAAUUUUAUUUCCGCCCCCUCCCCUACACAUUCCUGACCUCUCCCUCCCCCUUCCCUCUUUCUUUCCUUCCUUCCUCUGCUUCCAAGUUCAGGGAUUUUUCAGCCUUGCUCGGUUUUGGCCAAAAGCACAAAAAAGGCGUUUUCGGAAGCGACUCGGCCGCACACAAGGGCCAUUUGUUUGUUUUGGGACUCGGGGCAGGAAAUCUUGCCCGGCCUGAGUCACGGCGGCUCCUUCAAGGAAACGUCAGUGCUCGCCGGUCGCCCUCGCCCGCCGCGCGCCCCGCCGCCCGCCGCGCACGGGGAGAUGCAGGGCGCGCUGGCCCGGGCCCGGCUCGAGUCCCUGCUGCGGCCCCGCCACAAAAAGAGGGCCGAGGCGCAGAAACGGAGCGAGUCCUUCCUGCUGAGCGGACUGGCUUUCAUGAAACAGAGGAGGAUGGGCCUGAACGACUUUAUUCAGAAGAUUGCCAAUAACUCCUAUGCAUGCAAGCACCCAGAAGUUCAGUCCAUCUUGAAAAUCUCCCAGCCUCAGGAGCCUGAGCUUAUGAAUGCCAACCCUUCUCCUCCACCAAGUCCUUCUCAGCAAAUCAACCUUGGCCCAUCAUCCAACCCUCAUGCUAAACCAUCUGACUUUCACUUCUUGAAAGUGAUUGGGAAAGGCAGUUUUGGAAAGGUUCUUCUAGCAAGACACAAGGCAGAAGAAGUGUUCUAUGCAGUCAAAGUUUUACAGAAGAAAGCAAUCCUGAAAAAGAAGGAGGAGAAGCAUAUUAUGUCAGAGCGGAAUGUUUUAUUGAAGAAUGUGAAACACCCUUUCCUGGUGGGCCUUCACUUCUCUUUCCAGACUGCUGACAAAUUGUACUUUGUCCUAGACUACAUUAAUGGUGGAGAGUUGUUCUACCAUCUCCAGAGAGAACGCUGCUUUCUGGAACCACGGGCUCGUUUCUACGCUGCUGAAAUAGCCAGUGCCUUGGGUUACCUGCACUCUCUGAACAUCGUUUAUAGAGACUUAAAACCUGAGAAUAUUUUGCUAGAUUCCCAGGGACACAUUGUCCUUACGGACUUUGGACUCUGCAAGGAAAACAUUGAGCACAAUGGCACGACGUCUACCUUCUGUGGCACACCUGAGUAUCUGGCACCUGAGGUGCUGCAUAAGCAGCCCUACGACAGGACCGUGGACUGGUGGUGCCUGGGGGCCGUCUUGUAUGAGAUGCUGUAUGGCCUGCCUCCUUUUUAUAGCCGAAACACAGCUGAGAUGUACGACAACAUUCUGAACAAGCCCCUCCAGUUGAAACCAAAUAUUACGAAUUCCGCGAGGCACCUCCUGGAGGGCCUCCUGCAGAAGGACAGGACAAAGCGGCUGGGGGCCAAGGACGACUUUAUGGAGAUUAAGAGUCACGUCUUCUUCUCCCUAAUUAACUGGGAUGAUCUCAUUAAUAAGAAGAUCACUCCUCCUUUUAACCCAAAUGUGAGUGGACCCAGUGACCUGCGGCACUUUGAUCCUGAGUUUACCGAAGAGCCCGUCCCCAACUCCAUUGGCAGAUCUCCCGACAGCAUCCUCAUCACAGCCAGCGUCAAGGAAGCAGCUGAGGCUUUCCUAGGCUUCUCAUACGCACCUCCCAUGGACUCUUUCCUCUGAACAGUCUUAGGGUUGCUUUUGAAGGAUUUUGUGUGUUUUCAAUGUUUUAGUUAGCCUUUUGGCAGAGCUGCCAGCUGACAGGACAUCUUAAAAGAGAAUUUGCACAUCUCUGGAAGCUUAGCAAUCUUGUUGCACACUGUUUGCUGGAAGCCUUUCGAAGAGCACAUCCUCCUCUCAGUGAGCUCAUGAGGUUUUCAUUUUUAUUCUUACUUCCAACGUGGUGCUAUCUCUGAAAUCAGCAUUAGAGCGCCGCCUUAGACAGAUGCAGGAGUCUGGUUAGAAGGAAGGCGCUGUUCUAAGAGGGAUCUCCUGCAGGUCUAUCUAGGCUGUGAUAAUGAAUAUUAUGACAUGUGCCUUUUCUGAAGAGAUCGUGUUAGCUCCAAAGCUUUUCCUAUUGCAGAGUGUUUCAGUUCCUUAUUUUUCCAUGUGGACUCAACUGUGUGAACAGUGGAAUGAGUGUGGUGUGCGUGAUCACAGAUGGAUUUUGUUAUAAGCAUCAAUGUGACACUUGCAGGACACUACAACGUGGGACAUUGUUUGUUUCUUCCAUAUUUGGAAGAUAAAUUUAUGUGUAGACUGGUUUUUUUUUUGUAAGAUAUAGUGAAUAACUAAAAUUUAUUGAAAUGGUCUUGCAAUGACUUGUAUUCAGAUGCUUAAAGAAAGCAUUGCUGCUACAAAUAUUUCUAUUUUUAGAAAGGGUUUUUAUGGACCAAUGCCCCAGUUGUCAGUCAGAGCCGUUGGUGUUUUCAUUGUUUAAAAUGUCACCUGUAAAAUGGGCAUUAUUUAUGUUUUUUUUUUUUGCAUUCCUGAUAAUUGUAUGUAUUGUAUAAAGAAAGUCUGUACAUUGGGUUAUAACACUAGUAUAUUUAAACUUAUAGGCUUAUUUGUAAUGUAAACCACCAUUUUAAUGUACUGUAAUUAACAUGGUUAUAAUAUGUACAAUCCUUCCCUCCUCCUACCACACAACUUUUUUUGUGUGUGAUAAGCCAAUUUUGGUUUGCAAUAAAACCUUGAAAAAUAUUUACAUA